GAACGUACGUAUACGAGCUCAGCCAUCGGCACGUUCGUCGGAGUGCGUGCAUCAUGCUCUUUCUCUCUCCCUCUCUCUCUUCUUCGAUAAAGGCACCAGCGGAUCGAGGUGUCCGGCCAGUCGGUUCUCGGACGUCGAUCGUUAAGUGUGCCGCGUGGAUCUUGCCGAUCUCUGAUUUUUGCGGCUGCCGAAAGGAUCUCGCACCGAUUAGAAUGGAAAUGAAAGCAAUUUCGAGGAGGACGCUCGCGAGUAACACGACGAAAUCGGUCGGAUAAGUUGGGACGUCUUUCGGGAAACUCGAUAUAACGUCGCACUUGGGCCGAGAAAAACAACGAUUUGGUGAAGAUCGGACGAUUAAGCACGUGCGUGUAUGUGUGUGCCUGUGCGCGCGUGGAUCCUCGAUAAUCAAUCAACCGCUGUACACGGUGUUCGAUAAGUCGCGAAGACAGAGAGUCGAGCGAGCACGUGGUCGCCGCCGCGGCAGCGAGGAUCGGUACGGAUUUCCGACGGUCUCACGUAAGUUCUCCUUCGCGGCGCGCGGAGACGUCAAUUUUGAAGGCCGGUCUUGGAGCGGGAGGGGAGAAAUAAUAUAGAAUGAGUUAAUGAGCGGAAAUUACCGCAGGACUACGAUAAAGUUCGCUUCUCGCCGCUCUUUGCGAGCCACCUCUCGGAUGACGAGCGGGAAUUGUAGGUCAAUGACCAUUCUCGUCGUUCCCGUCAUCCUGAUACGGCGCUCCUAAUUCUCCAAAGUGACGUCCCCGUCGUGCAGACGACGUUGCCUUAAUCCGAUCCGGAUUAUAAAGCCGCAAUAAAACUGCGAAGUAGCUGCGUGUAUAAGCGACGAUCUUGUUUCUUGGGGCCGUUUCGCUAUCUCGAGACUUAAGCCUCGCGACGAGAUUCAGUCGACGUCCUAGCGACGUACGAUAACGUCUUCUUCGUUGACGCCGUAGGUGUCUCGGAUCGAUUGGGACCCGGCAGGGAUUUCCGGAUGACUUAAUGCUCGCACCGACACCGAGUGUGAUCGAUGACACGUGCAUUCGUGCGAAAAAAAUCUCUGAAAAAGGCCGGUGCGAGCGCGAGAUAACGAUAUACAUAUAUAGGUGAUAUUUGGAGAAUCGACCGAUAAUGCAUCGCUAGUCUCGAUUUCGUAAUUCUCGAGAGCGUCGGAUUCACCUGUCUGACUAGUCUGCAAAGCCACCGGCAGACACAAGAGAGGGAGAGAGAGAGAGAGAGAAAGAGGGAGAAAAGUGACUGAAGUCUUCAAUUAAAACCGGCAACCGGCAUUAAGCAAAUAACGCCCGCGUUACAUGGAAGACUUAUCGACGAGUGGUGCAACCAGGGUGUGACGAGAUAAAUGUGCAAGAUCUAAUAUGAUAUCGAGUGACGAAAGAGGAGCGAGAGCGCCAGUCUCGCCUAAAUGUCGCCGGGACAAGUGCCGCGUCGCGUAGUCGCUCGGUGCAUCCGGAGCAAGGCCGAAUUCACUAUUGGCAAAGUUCAAUAAUUGAAAAAUCCAAAGUUCGAGUUAUGCUCAAUGCGAGGUGCUUGACGCGCAUUAAUUCAGAGAUUGACGCAGUAUAAAUCCCGGGACACGAACGCAUUGACUCGAUUAGACUUUGAUAAGGCGCAACCGUUCCGCUCAGGAUGGGACUCAUUCGCGUCUGCGUCCUUUUCGCGUCUCUGUUGACGCCAAUCGCGUGCACGAGUGACGUGGUACCCACCAUAUAUCCUAUCCCAUGGCAAAACGAGACCGUAGUGCCGGAGGAAUACAGGCAACUGCCACUGGUGGGGAAAUGUUGCUCCAUAGGCGAGGUCAUUGUAAAAGACACGGACGGGGGUACCGUUUGCGUCUCCUCGAACGACACGACGGUGUAUUUUUCACCUUUCUUCAGCGACUUCAAUCGCACCGGCGCGCUGGUGCCCGGUGACGAAUACAAGACGUUCGUCGCCAUCGUGGGAAAUCCCUGCAGUCUGAAGUACAUGCUACAUCCGGAGGAAAGCAGCGAAGAUGAGUAUUAUUUAUUGAUGAACGGCUCCAUCUUUGCGCCGCGAAUCGAUCAUGUACCAAUUAUGCUGAUGCCCGGCAAGGAUUACUGCAUGGAGGUUGUGCCCGAGAUGGGACUUAGGGCACUCGUUUGUUUUCAAGACAUCGCCGCCCCAACCGCGGAUGCGCGGGUCAUCAUUUACGCCUGCGGGCUGCUGAUCUCAGUUCCCUUUCUGAUACUCACAAUUGCGGCAUACGUGAUAACGCCGAGAUUGAGGGACGUCCACGGGAAAGCCCUUUGCCACUAUUGCGGCUGCUUGGCACUGGCCUUCACCACUUUGGCCCUUACGCAACUCGCAAGCGCGCAAUUAUCACCUCAAGCUUGCGUUAGCAUAGCAUUCGUCAUCCAAUUCUCAUUUGUGGCCUGCUUCUUCUGGCUGAACGUGAUGUGCAUCGAAACGUGGCUGCUGGUACGCCAUCACGUGAACCAGCGCGCGUACAGGAGAAUCCAGCCUCAACUACUGUUUUUCUACUACUCGAUAUGGGCCUGGGGCUUUCCAGCGGCCCUCAUUCUCGUCUCGAUGGCGAUGGAUCUCAGUCCUACGAUACCCAUGACCUACGUCAAGCCCGCUUUCGGUAGCGAGAGCUGCUGGUUCAAGUCCGACGUGGAAGCCCUGCCGUACUUCUACGUGCCGGUCGGCCUCCUCCUACUGGUGAACAUGAUCCUCUUCAUAAUCACCGCCGUCAGGAUCAGCCGGUACCAGCAAGAGCUCGCGCUGAGACGCCUGGCGAGGAACCAGCAUUCCGAUCGGGCGGAUCAAAGGCUCUUCCGCAGACUCAAGCGAAUCUUCAUCGUCUGCCUUGUACUCUUCUUUCUCAUGGGUCUCAACUGGAUGAUGGAAUUAAUCUCCUGGGGGGUCGGCGGCGACCCUUUCGACUGGACGGCGUUCGAUUUGGUAAACGCGCUUCAGGGUGUCCUCGUCUUCGGCCUGUUCGUCCUGAGGAGGCCCAUCAGGGACAUCGUUUGGCAUCGAAUACAGAAGAUACGGGGAAUAGACACCAUGGAAGUGGACGUCGGAAGCAUGGACCUGGCGCUACUGCCUGUGAUAAACGGCGAUAUCGCAUUUAACAGAUCAGACAGAUCGUUCAAUAAUUCUUAGAAGUCUUUCGAGAGAGAUCUCUUCUCCGCUGAAUAGGAAAAGGACGGUGCAUUUAACGCAGGCGGUUGGCCGAAGUGAUAUCAGCCGUGAAUUCGCAGCGAUCGAUAAACCGAUGAACCGAUGGACCGGCGGAAGAAAGGCGCCGGGAUCUCACGACGUCGACGCAAGUUAUUUUAACUUCGCUGUGUGCAAACAAAGCGGCCUUCUCGACCGGUGACGCUCAUCAAGAGACUUGAAAUGUAUUAUUCAUGCAAUUUUGUUGCGAACCACUCGAGAACUCCACUCGAGCCGGCACGAAAUUAGUUCGCGAGACCCGACACUUUCGCUGGAAGGAGAUUAUUUAUACUUAAUUAAAUCGCAAUCGCGCGUUAAGUAAUAGUUCUAGUCUUCGUUUUUUGCAAUAUAUUUGUAAUUCGUAAAUAUCAAUGCGUGUGUCGAGAUGCGCGCAGCGUGUUUUAAUUCCGAGCAAAGUGCAUCCACAGAGAGGGAACGUACAGCGUGACUUCGCGCGCGUCGAGUCGCGGUUAAAUUGCGACGUUGUGUGAAAAUACAUUUUUUUUUCUGCAAGGUAACGUGUUACACAACGUAUAAUUCGUCCGGCCCCGCGAAAUAUAGCGCAUGCUAUGUCGCGACGUUUCUGCGUUAAUUAUACGACCGUAGGGAAACGGGGAACGGAUGGACCUCGCUCAAGGAUCUCAAGUGAUAAGAGCGCAAUCGCGGCGCAAUUGAAAGUGUGAGAAGCGGCUGUAAUCGAUGUUCAUCAAAAGCGCGGCUACUUGUUAGUAAUAACUAUGCGUCAUAAGUCGGGCUGUUACGACGAUAUCUGUAGUGCUUCAAUUUACGCCGUAAAAUCGAUGUUCACAUUGAUAAUGUAUCAUUUAUACCUUUAUACCUUACGCGUCGUGCUUACUGUUGAACGACAUAACAGUAUGGUACAAUAACAACGUUAUGCAAAGCCUUUAUUUCGCGAAUCCGGCAUGACGUGUUAUGUUAAUGCAUUACAAAUAAGUUACGGCCAAACAGAAGUGCAGGAUAUUGAAUAGGGUAAUACAUCAGAACGCGUUUGUACACAACUGUGAGUUCGCCGCAACGCAUCAAUAUCGCGUAUUAUGCUGGAUUUCAUGAAAAACAGGUUCUACACAAUAUUGUUGUUGUAUCGUGUUAUUGUGUUCUGUAUGUAGCUAGUAUAUUAUUUAUUCUCGUAGUAGGCAUUAAUUUAUUGACUAAAUCAUGCAUAAUAUAGACCCGUAGAGCAAAAUGAGUCGAGAUGAAUAAAAAAUAUUAAUAUCCUUUA
Vollenhovia emeryi is the source of this 4435-nucleotide messenger RNA. RefSeq names its product G-protein coupled receptor Mth2-like. The record is from RefSeq and is a predicted model, not a curated record. Gene Ontology annotation, molecular function: G protein-coupled receptor activity. Gene Ontology annotation, cellular component: membrane. Gene Ontology annotation, biological process: G protein-coupled receptor signaling pathway; cell surface receptor signaling pathway. The coding region runs from base 1642 to 3141 and encodes 499 amino acids. Lineage: Eukaryota; Metazoa; Arthropoda; Insecta; Hymenoptera; Formicidae. The transcript is spliced from 6 exons.